Cooperia oncophora is the source of this 801-nucleotide messenger RNA. NCBI's taxonomy places the organism in Eukaryota, Metazoa, Nematoda, Chromadorea, Rhabditida, Trichostrongylidae. The record is from the annotation of a GenBank genome assembly.
AUGGCUGUCGUUGUUCUGGUGGAUCCGGUUGUGGUUACCGGGCUCAAGGAAUUCUGUUUCGGAGAACCGAAUCAUACUCCACAACCUACACUCGGACUUGAGUUUAUCGGCACAGACUUUCCGCGAGAAGCGGCAAAUUUGCAUCGAGUGAACGCGAUUACGGUACGGCUGGGUUAUCCAUUGAUGCUAGCUGCUAACUAUGCCGCCAUUUGGUUACUCACGCUCAUUUGUGCUCAGAGAUUCCAGGUCGGCUUGAAUGUGAUUCGUUUCUGGAUUAUGAAAUGCAUUGCCGAUACACGGUGGAACGUUAGAUCGGGUUACGCGGAUGAUUUACUGUACAAAGUGAUACAGGAGGGAAUCGUCUACGGCUUAAUUGUCUAUGGCCUUCCUAUAUGCCUUCUAUUGUGGUUAAAUCUGAACAUUAUACAUCUAAUACGCGGUGAACAGCUCCAUGUGCAAGCGUCACGACGUUCAGCUGAGUAUCGCACAGCGUUGAUGACCGUUUGCGUUUUCGUAUUUUUCUUCCUAUGCACUACACUUUCCGUAUCGAUCAGGCUGUUCAUGAUAACGGCUGGUGGGCUCGUUGAUCCAUUGGAAUUGGUAUGGUUGGUCGACUUGUCAAAUUUGCUGAUGAAUAUUAAUGCACUAGUAACGCCUAUCAUUUGUUUUAUAUUUACUAGAGGAUUCAAGGACCUCUUCUUUGUGAUACGAUUUGCUCCGCCAAAAGGUUCAGUCGAUGAGAAGGAUUUUAGUACACAUUUUACGCCAAUGCUCUCUUCAUCAGAUUAUCAUCAUUUAUAG